Messenger RNA from Monomorium pharaonis (pharaoh ant), 2772 nucleotides. RefSeq lists its product as uncharacterized. Lineage: Eukaryota; Metazoa; Arthropoda; Insecta; Hymenoptera; Formicidae. Bases 16 to 870 code for a protein of 284 amino acids. The transcript is spliced from 4 exons. The record is from RefSeq and is a predicted model, not a curated record.
GCCCGCGCUUGGUCGAUGACGGUGCGCGGCAGGGCCCGCCUCUCUCGUACGCCCCUGACACACGGAAGAGAUGGACGCGCGUGCGCGCUCGCGCACACCGGCGCUUGUUUCACCUUUAUUUUUGGAAGAGCGAUUGAGAACGACGGCGACGACGGCGCGGCGGCUGUCACAGAGUGUUUAGACGUACGUGUGUAUGCGCGUGCCUCCGACCGAUCGCGAGCGAUGUCGAAGCGGCGAACGACGGCGAUGACGACGACGAUACUCGAGCCGACGAGGACGUUCGGCCCGACGUCGCUGACAAACGGCAAUGGCAGCCUUGCCGAGACCAGGGCGAAAACGACGCCGGCGACGAGGUUCUGGUCGAAGAUCCGCCUCAAUGAGUGGACUUUCAGCCUGUCGCUCUUCGCGUUCUCGCUCGCCAUCGUCCUGGGCAAGCUGUACGUGAAUUAUGGAAAUCUUCGGUUGUGGCAAAUCGGCGAUCGGUACGCUUUGCCGUCGGUGACAACGUUUACGCAAAUAUACGAAACAAUACCGAGUAUGUCGAUCUUACCGAAAUUUGACAUGAAACAAUUGCCGCCGGAUAGCGGGAUGCUCUUGAACACCAGUAAUCAGUACGCGGAGGCAGCCGCCGACGUGCUGAUCACAUUUUACGGGAAAUACGGGUGGCUGUUGAAAGCUAUGACGAGCGGACUUGUGAUAACGGGUUUCACUUGGUUUAUCCUUUACAAGGACAGCAGUGAACCUGGUAUCAAUCCACCGUCUCCUUUCAGUCCUUCCAGACGGAGGAUACACGGCAGCUCGAGGAUACAGAUAAAUUAUUUAGUCGGUGUACUAAACGGGAUAUUAUUUUUUGUCUAUAUGUGUCUCUAACUUGAUGGGGGACGUCAUCAAUUUUCGAAAGAUGGUUUUAUUUUUUGUCUAUUUAUAUAGUAUUAUUUAUUUCACUAAUUUAUGUUGUUGGUAGCACUGUGUUUAUUUAUGAGUAGCUCUCAUAUACAAAAAAGGAUACUAACGAUAAAGAAUCUUAGUUUUGUAGCUCUUUGGUGAUUAACAAGUUACGCAACGCUUUUAUAAGUAACCUUGUCUUCGAGCAAAUCAAAUCAAAUGUCGCGUAGGAGCGCAUUUCCCAAAAUGCGAGGAGCUUCGAAUGUGAUUCGCUAUUAGCAAGCAAAGCAAAGAACUUGCUCUACUUCUAUCGUGUAUUGGUAGUCGUCACUAUUGAGCGGCAUUAUAUACAGAAAGUAUUGAAGCUAUGGGCGUAUCCAGAGUUUUUUUGGUCUAGGUUUUUAUGUCAAUUCUAUUGAUACAUAAAUUUUUUUGCGUUAUUGAAUUAUUUUUUUGAAUGUAAAUAGAGCUGAGAAUAUUUUCUUGUUUUUUAUGUUGAAUGAGAAAAAUAUUAGAUUAUUUUGUAAUAACUUUUCCUAAAGAAAGUAAAAUUUAGUUAUUAAAAUUUAAUAUUGCUUUUGUUAUUAAACAUUUUAAUUAAAGAAUUAUGUGACAUUUUUUUCUAAAGAUGAUUUAAUCACAUCUUUAAGAUUCACAGUAGUGUUUCUGCGAAUCGAUAUAAAGACUAAGUUUUUCAAAUGAUCUUGUUCGUGAGUGUUGCUUUUAUUUCGUUAAAUGCGAAGCAUAUACUGUUUUUUAAUUCAAGAACUUUGCAAAAAUUUUUCUUAUAUGUAUAUCAAUCAUUGUCAAAGCUCUAACGAAAUUUCCAAAAUUCAUUUACAUGAUCGUAAUGAGAAAAAAAUAUUUUUGUGAUAACAAAAAACUUAUUCGGAGUUAACUUACUCAGAGUUAAUAAUUAAAAAUGAAAAAAUAAAUUUUUGACAAGUUUAAACUUGCUUUCUUCUGGAUACACCCAUGACUGAAGUCAAAUGUGGUUGUGCAGUAUGCAAUGACCAAAAAUGUUAAAGUACAAAAAAACAGACGGUUGUUCCAUACCUUCUUCUCCAAAUUUUACAUAGUUAUCUAUUGCUACUAUUUAAGACUGAUUGACUAGCUGAAAGGGCAUAUUUUUGUUAAUAAGUUGUAUAGGAGUAAGUGUUGUGAGGUACAAUUUCACUUUGUACGCAGAAUAUAUAUAUUUUUUGCAUGCUUAUAUAAAAGUAAAUAGAAGUGUGAGGCUAUUUAGUAACAUUAUAUUUGAUGCGUUUUUUGGAAGUUACAUCACAUUUUAAAAAAAUGAGUGAAAGUCUGUCAUUAGGUAACUAAGAGUAUCGCGCUUCCGAGGGAUAUUAGCAUAUAUACUAUACUUAUACAUUUAAAUUAUUUUGACGAACAUAUUCAAAUGGCGAGUAUAUUGCAGCUCUAGACAUCAAGCUUGAAAUUAUAUUUAUUUUUAAUUAUAGAUAUUUAUACAAACAGUUAUAAGAUAUUGUAAAAUUUAUAAAAUACUACAAAACAUCUUAUAAAUAUUGAGGAACGUAAGGAAUGAUAGUUAUAUGUUUCAGGGAAAUAUAUUAUGAACUGAGUAUGAACUUGGAAUAAUUCCUGGAGGUUUAUUGCACGAUAAGAGUCUUGUCUUUCCCAGAAAGUAGUCGCAGAAUUAACAUUAUAGAGAAAGAUACACUAUAAAAGAAUGCUUUAUUAUCUUUAUGAAAUAAAACGUAGACUAACUUAAAUAAGAUUUUGAAAAGGAGUAUUCAUAGAGUGUAAGCUGCGCCUUAUUGUAAAUAUUAUCGCUGUACAUGCACACGUGCGUUCUCUCUGGCGCGGAAUUUCCGCGUUCGUGGAAACUGGACACAAUUCAAUAAAUUAAAUUAUUUCCGCAUA